This is a messenger RNA of Pseudophryne corroboree (corroboree frog), 4958 nucleotides long. RefSeq names its product SPARC (osteonectin), cwcv and kazal like domains proteoglycan 3 (gene SPOCK3). Gene Ontology annotation, biological process: anatomical structure development. Lineage: Eukaryota; Metazoa; Chordata; Amphibia; Anura; Myobatrachidae. The record is from RefSeq and is a predicted model, not a curated record. The transcript has 11 exons. The coding region runs from base 131 to 1429 and encodes 432 amino acids. Gene Ontology annotation, molecular function: calcium ion binding; protein binding; collagen binding.
CCGGCGCACUGAGCACACUGAGCUCUGCUCCAGACAAGCACAGGCAGCAGCAGCAGCAGCUCCUGGUAGUUGGCAGCGUUGAGCUGCAUGUGUAGUGGAAGAACGCUGCGCAGGCUGUACAAGCAAGCAGAUGAUGAUGAUGAUGGGAAAGGUAGCCUUGGUACUGGUGUACGCAGCAGCCUGCAGUGGGGCUCUGGCAGCGGCUGCAGCAGCGACUGGCAGGUCAGACAGAGGCAAUUUCCUGGAUGAUAAACAAUGGCUAACCACUAUAUCCCAGUAUGACAAGGAUGCCGGACACUGGAAUCGAUUCCGCGAUGAUGAUUACUUUCGUACUUGGAGUCCUGGCAGACCAUUUGAUCAAGCUUUGGAUAAAGCAAAAGACCCAUGUUUAAAAAUGAAAUGUAACCGACAUAAAAUUUGCAUUGCCCAGGAUCAAGAGACUGCAGUAUGUGUCAGUCACAGAAGGCUUACACAUAGCAUGAAGGAAGCUGGAUUAACCUAUAAAUACUGGAGAGGUGUUCCUCUUUCUUCCAGCUGCAAACAAUGUCCAGUAGCUUACACAAAUCCUGUUUGUGGAUCGGACGGACAUUCAUAUUUAUCUCAGUGUAAAUUAGAUUAUCAAACCUGCAUUUUGGGGAAACAAAUAACGGUGAAGUGUGAAGGACACUGUCCAUGUUCUUCAAGCAAAUCAAGAACUGUAAACAAAAAUAAUAAAAGAGUGUGUACUGAUCAGGAGUUCAGAGAAAUUGCUAAUCGACUAAGAGACUGGUUUAAAGCACUUCAUGAAAGCGGAUUCCAGAAAAAGAAGACCAAAUCUCCUUCAGGACCAGAAAGAAGUAGGUUUGAUACAAGUAUUUUGCCAAUUUGCAGAGAUUCUCUUGGGUGGAUGUUUAAUAGACUUGAUAGAAAUUAUGACCUGCUGCUGGAUCAGUCAGAGCUUGGAAGCAUUUAUAUUGACAAGAAUGAGCAGUGUACUAAGGCUUUCUUCAAUACAUGUGACACAUACAAGGACAGCUUAAUAUCUAACAAUGAGUGGUGCUACUGCUUCCAGCGACAGCAAGAUCCUCCUUGUCAAACAGAGUUUAGUAACAUGCAAAGGCAGCAAGGAUUAAAAAAGCUUCUUGGAUACUACAUUCCAGCAUGUGAUGAAGAUGGCUAUUACAAAGCAACCCAGUGCCAUGGAAGUAUUGGCCAGUGCUGGUGUGUUGAUAGAUAUGGAAAUGAAGUCACAGGAUCCCGAAAAAUGGGCUCUGCAGAAUGCGGUACAGAUUUAGAAACGUCAGGAGAUUUUGGUAGUGGAGACUUCCAUGACUGGUCUGAUGAUGAGGAUGAUGAAGAUGAAAUGAUGAAUGAUGAAGAUGAAAUUGAAGAUGAUGAGGAUGAAGGAGGUGAUGAUGAUGAUGAAGAAGAUGAGGAUGGGUAUAUCUGAUAUAAUAUAAAGCAAAUUUAUUCUAUUUUUCAUGUCUACCAAAAGACGUCAACUAAGAAAUACCUUUUGCUCUCGUCCAAGAUAUAAAGGAUUUGAAAACAAAACAAAGAAAAGAUAACAUGUUUAUUUUGUAUGACCAUACCAAGUAUCAAGCUGGAGUCAUAGACUUUUGUUUCAGAGUCAUUUAUGUGCUUUUGAGCUUUUAUAUGCUUUAAACAAGAAGAAAACACAUUGGACCUAUAACCUGAAGAAAGUCCUGCAACCCCUACACGUAAAUUAAUUAAGGACAAGAUAAUUACCUGAAGUGUAAGGGACACUGUCCAUUGUUUGGACUUCUGUGAAUUUUCCAAAUGGAAAGUUAAAUGUACUAACUGAAAGUAAGAACUAUUGGCUUGAUGUAGAUAUAAAAUAGAUGAAUUACUACGUUAGUGAAAAACUUUGACAGUGAAAAUUUUCCUUAUAUUUGUUUACAUUAUUUCCUCAGAUUAUGCAGAAAUGUGUUUGUUUGUUUGUUUGUUUGUUUAAUUGGCUUUUAGAUUUAUUGUUUUAUUACUUUAGAGUUUCCUUACAAUUUUAUUUAGAAGCAUAGUAGGAAAUUAGUUAUUUAGUCAAGCAGCAUGAUGAUGAGAUUACUAUAGAUAACACAAUUUAUUACAAAGAGUAUUUUUUACUUGGCCAGAUAAUCAGCAUUGCUCUAUUGAAAAUAUAUUGUAUAAGAAAGACUAUGAUAUGCAAUAGUUUGGAAUAGGAAUGUAGAGAAAUUGAUUAAUUCUUCAUAUUAUAACAUGAGAUGUCUAUGAUGUCUUUUACCAUUGUAUGGACUACUUACAUGAAUACAUGAAUAACAACAACAGUUCCACAAAACAUAUCAUGUGGUUUAUAAAUUGUAUGGGACUAUAUGCAUACUGUAUGUAAAAUUAUUUGUAUGACCGAAUGUUUUAAUCUGAGUUACCUAUUCUCAUAUAUUAUGUAAACCUGUUAUUGUUUAUAAUUUUAGAUGAUAUAUUUGAUACAAAACCAGUAGGCUUAUGGUGGUAGGUCAGGAUGAAGCAACCUGUAGCUCUCCAACUAUAGGUGUAUUAAAAUUGACGGUAGUACAUGUUGUAGUUCAACACAAUCUGACAAGUUACAUGUAGUUAAACAGAUAAUAAGGUAACUAUACAAGAAGGUGUUUUUUUAUUUUGGACAUCUUUAUUAACAUUUUCCAGGAGCGUCGUUGUUGAGUUUGCGUUCCCCAUCUGCAACUCCAAUAUAUUUUGACACUGCCCUACCUGUCACACGCCAUCACCCCAAUUUUAUCUGUUAACUGCUCUUGCCUAGUCACCUCUAGAUCAUAUAUAUAUAUAUAUAUAUAUAUAUAUAUAUAUAUAUAUACCCAGACACACAUUUAUAUUGAGCAGCUGCACAGUUGUUAAGGGCAUGAGAUAAUAGUUAUCUAACAGGCCUCUCUAAAAAGCUCAGGAACAGUGUGCCUUGCAAAUCAUUUAAAAAAUAUUUUCAGUGACUAUAUGCAUCAUAUCCAUUUCCACCUACUGUAAGGCCAAAUGCAUUUGAAACAUAACAUAAACUAGAGUCUCAAAUCAGCAGAAUCAAGAUGCUUUAUACUGUAGCAUGUGUGUGUGUGUGUGUGUGUGUGUGUGUGUGUGUGUGUGUGUGUGUGUGUGUGUGUGUGUGUGUAUAUAUAUAUAUAGGGCUGGUCUUCAGGUUGCCGGUGGCCGGGCUCCUGACGACCACCAUACCGGCGCCGGAAUCCUGCCCGCCGUCGUACCGACAACCUUUCUCCCUCUUGGGGGUCCACGACCCCCCUGGAGGGAGAAUAGAUAGCAUGGUGCGCGUAGCGUGCCACCGCACCCGCAGCGUGGCAAGUAUAGCGAGCCCACAAGGGGCUCAUUUGUGCUCACCCAGCUGUCGGUAUGCCGAUGGUCGUGCUUCUGGCGCCGGUAUGUCGGUCGUCGGGAGCCCGACCGCUGGCAACACAUACUACACCAUAUAUAUAUAUAUAUAUAGUUCAAUCCAAUUGUGUGUAAGUUCUCACACCCAAGAGUAAGAAUGGCACAGCUGCACUUUACAGCAGCCUAAACUUGCACAAACAUGCCCGCUGCUCCAUAGGGCUGUAAGCAAUUCAAAGAGAAUUUGGGAUGAAAUUGAGCCACAAGGGGUGUCGGCUCAAGUAACUUUGUUGGCAUUGAAACACCACUGCAAUGGUAACCCACACCCUUCGCACUCAGUUGGAUUGACCCCUUAGCAUGUAUAGAUAUAUACACAAUUUUUGCCUAUAUAUAUAUAUAUAUAUAUAUAUUUAUAUUUAUUCAUUUAUGGGUCAUUCCAAUUGUGUUUGGCACUUUACCGCAGUAUGAACUUGGGCAAAAGUACUGCCCUAUAGGGCUGCAAGUAAUUUUGAUUGAAUCUGGGCUGAAAUCGGGCCAUAAGGGGUUUGAGUUUGUGUGCAUUGCUGGUAUUUAAACUCUGUGGCAACAGUAACUUUCACCCUUCACACAUAGUUGGAUUGACCCCUUAGUAGAUACAGUAUAUACUAAAUGAAUGCCUUGCGUGCUGGAUCAAUGCAUGUCUGUGUAUAAAUAAUAAAUAAAUACAUAUAUAUAUAUAUAUAUAUAUAUAUACAGUAUAUAUAUAUAUAUAUAUAUAUAUAUUCAUUAUUUUAUCCAUAUUAAUAAUAUGAUUUCAAUAUUUUCCAAUAAAAAAUUCCAAUUGCGGUUUUUUCUCACUGUAUUUUGAAUUAUUAAACCAACAUUUAUUAGAUAUGGGAAUUGCCAAAUGCAUGAUUUGUAUACAUUGAUUGACUUUGCUAACCAUGAUUCUCAGACAGCCAUGAAGGAUCUUUGAAGUCAUCUAGUCCUUGACCAGCCACUCAGAGAACUUGGUUAAUGUGUUUACAGUAAAACAGCUUGAAUGAUUUGGUAUUGUGCCACUGUGUUUGGUUAAAGACUUAUUUAAGAGUAUUUUAUAUUUUCUAGUUGACAAAUAAAAAGCAUUAUGCAGGGUGCCUUGUACAAUGAAAAUAAAAAAGGCUUUUAUUAGGCAUGAGCUAAACCACCACCUUAUCUACUAACAGUAAAGCUACAGGAAAGAAGAAAUGUUGUUUGAUUUUAUUCUUUAUUGUUAUGUAAUGUAGCUACCAUGUGAAAUGGAUAAUGCUUAUGAUUACUGUGUAUGUUUGCAUUUAAUCCUUAAGAGUAUAAAGCUUACUUUAAUCAUUAUAUUUACAUUGGCAUGUUGUUUCAUUGUGCAAAUCGUAAACAAAAACUCCACUACCUUCUUGUAUAUCAGUAGUAUAUCCACAAUAACAUGGGAACAACGUGUAUUUCCACACAGUUGGCCAUUUUCUUUAAAAGUUGCUGCCCUGGAAAUUCGUAUUUUACAUUUUUUCUUUACUACAAGGAAAGUAAAUAAUUUUAUUUAAGGAGUAUUCUUAACUAAAUUUAAUGUUUACCUAAUUGAGUAAGAAAUACAAUGCAUUUUCUUUUAUACAGUUUAUGUAUAGUUUGCAAAAUAAAGGCUCUUGUAACCA